Messenger RNA from Momordica charantia (bitter melon), 2681 nucleotides. RefSeq names its product putative inactive receptor-like protein kinase At3g56050. Gene Ontology annotation, molecular function: protein binding; ATP binding; protein kinase activity. NCBI's taxonomy places the organism in Eukaryota, Viridiplantae, Streptophyta, Magnoliopsida, Cucurbitales, Cucurbitaceae. The record is from RefSeq and is a predicted model, not a curated record. Gene Ontology annotation, biological process: protein phosphorylation.
UCCUCGACCCCUCCACAUGAUCCAUUUCUCAUCAAUCUUUCGUAAAAACCAAACUUCAAAACGUGGCGCAGACGUUUCAUUUUCAUAAUUUUUACCAAUCCCUUUUCCCUUGGACUCAGUCCCCCCUCUUUUCUUCAAUCCCAAAUCCCGUCCUCUGGCGGCAGCACACUAUUUUUCUCUCCCCAGGAUUCAAAAACCCACCAAGAAAAUUAAAAUGAAAUAGCCUACGCGCUUUGUUUUUCUUCUUUUGGACUUUCUUUUGUGGUUGGUUUGCCUUAGCUUUCUGGGUUUUCAUCCACUUGCUGUUUUAAUCAAUACCCAUUUUUCUUCUGCUCGAUUUGGAGCUUUGGAACUCAGUUGGGUUUGCGUUGAUUUUGGUUUUGAAAUGGGUGAGGUUGAGAAUCGGAAUUUCCAUCGGUUCAGGAACCGAUUGCGGGUUUAUGGGGUGGUGGUUGUGAGUUUGCUGUUUCAGAGUUUUCAUUUGUGUUGGUCGCUGAAUGAAGAAGGUUUGACUCUUCUCAAGUUCAGAGAGAGAGUCGUGAAUGAUCCGUUUGGCGCUUUAUCUAACUGGAAUGAUCACAAAGAAGAUAUUAAUCCAUGUUUUUGGUUAGGAGUUGAAUGCUCAGAUGGGAAAGUUGUAGCCCUGAAUUUGAAAGAUCUUUGUCUUGAAGGAACACUUGCUCCUGAGCUUAAGAACUUAGUCCAUUUAAAAUCUAUUAUUUUGCGAAACAAUUCUUUUACUGGAACCAUCCCUGAAGGAAUAGGAGGGCUUGAAGAACUGGAGGUGCUAGAUUUAGGGUACAACGACUUCUGUGGAGCACUUCCAGCUGAUCUUGGCAGUAAUCUCUCACUUGGAAUUCUUUUGCUGGAUAACAAUAAGCAUCUUGGUGGUUUAUCUCCUGAAAUUUAUCAGCUUCAAUUACUUUCUGAGUUUCAAAUUGAUGAGAACCAGCUAUCUAAUACAGCUCAAGGAUCAUUAGGAAACAAAGAAUCCGUUUCAUGUGAUGCUGUUCAAAUAAAAGAAACUAGUGCAAGAAGACAGCUCCGGGGGCCAGCUACUCUUGCACGGUCGAUAAAUCAGCCUGAAGCUACACAAUCUCCGGGCAUUUCACUAACACCUCCAUCUCUAGCUCCGCCACCACCUAAUAAUACUGCCGUAGUUAUCGCCCCAAAAGGGAAUGAGACAGACAACGGAACUAUUUCAGUUCCUUCACCUCCUCAAUUUUCUCCUCCACCUCCUCAGUUCGCUCUACCUCCCCCUCCUCCUUCAGAGACAUCUCCGCCAGCUGAAUCCAAUAAAUCAACUUCGGGGAAGGGGCCCAACGUUGGUGUAGUUGCAGGAGUAAGUAUAGGGGCUGCAAUAUUUGUUAUUGCAUUGGUCGUUGGCAUUUACCUCUGGACUAGCCAUAAGGCCACUGUCAGACCGUGGGCGACAGGAUUAAGCGGACAGCUUCAGAAAGCAUUUGUUACCGGUGUGCCAAAGCUGAAAAGAUCAGAGCUUGAAGUAUCUUGUGAGGAUUUCAGUAAUGUAAUCGGUUAUUCACCUAUCGGCCCGGUCUAUAAAGGGACUUUGUCUAGCGGAGUUGAAAUAGCCGUGAACAUCAUUUCGGUGAAGUCUUCUAAAGAUUGGUCGAUGGCGUUGGAAACUCAGUUCAGAAAAAAGAUCGAUACACUAUCGAAACUAAAUCACAAGAACUUUGUCAACCUGAUUGGGUAUUGCGAGGAAGAGGAGCCCUUUAGUAGAAUGAUGGUUUUCGAAUAUGCUCCUAACGGAACGUUGUUUGAACAUCUGCACGAUGAAGAAUUUGAGCACUUGAACUGGAGGAUGCGACUUAGAAUAGCGAUGGGCAUGGCUUACUGCCUUGAAUAUUUACACGAGCCGAACACACCGCUGAUCCAACUCAACCUUACUUCGUCAGCCAUCAACCUGACUGAGGAUUAUGCAGCAAAGGUUGCAGAGUGCAGUUUGCAAAACGAAAUCGUUGCAGACGAGUGGACCUGCGCCAGCAGAUAUCUCUUAAACACAUCAUCAGGAGGCCCAGAGAGCCAAAUCUACAGCUUUGGAUUAGUAUUAUUGGAACUAAUGACAGGUAAGAUCCCUCAUUCAGCAGAAAAUGGAUCACUUGAAGAAUGGGCAAUACAGUACUUGAGAUUGGACAAACCGCUCAAGGAGCUUGUCGACCCGACACUCGCAUCGUUCCAAGAGGAGCAGUUGGAGCAGAUCGGUCAGUUGCUAAGAUCUUGCUUACAUUCCAAUCCAGUGCAGAGACCAGCAAUGAAGCUCAUCACUGCAAGAUUGAGAUCAGUAACUGGGAUAACCCCGGAUGAAGCGAUCCCGAAACUUUCCCCUCUUUGGUGGGCUGAGCUCGAGAUUGCGUCGGAGGCACGAUAAACGUGAAGACUGGGUUGUUGUAAGUAUGAGCCAGAAAUUCCCAGUAUAUUGUCUAGUUUCCUGCUGGAUGAUACUGUAGAUAUCAUCACUUUAGAAGUUUUGCUUGUAUAUAAGUGAGGUAGGUAAAAUAUAUAUAUACACACAUGUAAGAUUUAGGCUAUUUUUUUUCCUUCUUUUUCUUUUUAAUGUGAAAAACUAUUUUUACGAAAUAUUACGAGUGCACAAUGAAGUGUACAUGAAAAGGAAUGUUGAUGUUAUACCAAUGAAAGAUUCAAAAUUUUCUUUGAAA